AUGAUCAUCGAACUCCUCUCCGACCCCAGAAACCUUGCAUUGGUCGUCGUUUGCAGUGUUUUCUUUCUAUUCCUUCGAAUAUGGAUGUCAAGACCAAGACUACCACUUCCGCCUGGCCCUCCCAGUGAUUCACUUUUCGGAAACACCUUCGAAGCUGCCUUUGCGUAUAGAAGAUUCGAACUAUGGACGCAGCAAUACGGUCCUGUGUUCACAUUACGCCAAGGUCUGAACUAUAUCAUCGUGAUCGGACGACUUCAAGCAGCCAUGGACAUUAUGGAGAAAGAGGGUGCCUUUCUGGUAGACCGGCCGCUCUCGAUAGCAGCGGGACAGACGCUUUCGGGAGGUAUGCGAGUAUUGUUGACACCUGCCGGGGAAAGAUUUAAGAAGCUGAGGAGGGCACUUCAUGCACACCUUCAACCGAAAAGUGUUGCUUCGUAUUCCCCAGUUUUGAUGAGGACAGCGAGACAGCACAUGCUCGAUAUAUGUGAUAACCCUGUACGACACCAAGAUCAUGCCAAGCGAUAUGCAGCAGCAGUUGUCAUGGCCCUUGCUUAUGGAAAGAUACCCACGUCGUACGAAGACCCGGACGUUCAAGCUGUUAAUCGUUGCCUCACAAGAUUAGGAUAUGCUAUGCGACCCGGAGCAUGGAAAGUUGAUACCUUCCCAUUCUUGAGAUUUAUUCCCGGGUACCUAAAAGAACUUCAAGACGGCCAUGCGGAAGAACUUGGGUUGUUCAAGGACCAACUUCAAGGUGUUCGUGAUCAAAUGGCUCGCAAUGAAGCCAUCCCAUCUUCGUUCGGAAAGUACCUCAUUGAAAAACAAUCCGAACUGGGUCUAGAUGAUAACGAGACAGCCUAUCUUGCCGGAAGUAUGUUUGGUGCUGGAAGUGAUACGACAGCGAGCGCGAUCAGUGUAGCUGUCAUGGCGGCAGCUUGUUAUCCGGAGGCAAAAAGGAAGGUUCAGGAAGAGCUGGAUCAAGUUAUCGGAAAGGAUAGACCCCCAAUGUUCAUGGACCAGGAGAGCCUUCCUCAAACGAUGGCCUUUGUUCACGAGAGUUUUCGAUGGAGGCCCGUUACAUCCGGUGGAUUCCCUCACAAAGCUACAAAGGACAUAAUCUGGGGUCAAUAUUGUAUUCCCAAAGGUUCCGCCGUCAUUGGCAACGUGUGGUCAGUCGGACGUGACCCACAAUAUUUCCCUGAUCCCGAAACAUUCAAUCCCCAGAGGUGGUUGACGCCUGAAGGAAAGAUUAGGGAGGACAUUAAAAGCUAUCCGUUUGGGUUUGGACGGAGAGUCUGCCCCGGUCAACACAUGGCGACUGCGUCUGCCUUCAUCAACACCGCCCUGCAACUGUGGGCUUUCGACAUUGCAGAAGAUCCCAAGGACAAGAUUGAUACAUUGGCCUUUACCGAGUCGGCAAAUGCUCACCCAAUGCCUUUCAAGGUCAUUUUCACGCCCAGGCUAGGUGAUGGAGGAUGGGACGCUGUACGAGACGCUUUCGAGAGUUAUGGAAUGUAG
Marasmius oreades (fairy-ring Marasmius) is the source of this 1515-nucleotide messenger RNA. RefSeq lists its product as uncharacterized. Lineage: Eukaryota; Fungi; Basidiomycota; Agaricomycetes; Agaricales; Marasmiaceae. The record is from RefSeq and is a predicted model, not a curated record. The coding region runs from base 1 to 1515 and encodes 504 amino acids. The transcript is spliced from 9 exons. Gene Ontology annotation, molecular function: monooxygenase activity; iron ion binding; heme binding.